Messenger RNA from Durio zibethinus, 2995 nucleotides. Its product is annotated as telomere repeat-binding factor 1-like. Gene Ontology annotation, molecular function: double-stranded telomeric DNA binding. The record is from RefSeq and is a predicted model, not a curated record. Lineage: Eukaryota; Viridiplantae; Streptophyta; Magnoliopsida; Malvales; Malvaceae. Gene Ontology annotation, cellular component: nucleosome. Gene Ontology annotation, biological process: nucleosome assembly.
ACAGUAACCCUAGGCUUAUUUGGAAACAAAAUGAAAAAAAAAAAAAACCCUAACAAAAUUUUGUGCCAGAAAGCGAGAGCAUUUCGUUGAACCUGCGUGUAAUCUUCUGUAGCAUAGCAUUGUCAUAACAGAAAAACUGAAUUUACUUCUUCCUUCAAUUAUUUUCCUUCUUUUUUUUUUUUUUAAAACGAAAAGCAACAAACUUUCAGCUUCCGAUCCAAUCACCUAAAAAAAGACGAUAUUUCAGCACAUUUGCUCUCUAAGUUUGUACGGUUUUUUCCUCUGUGUUCCUUAAAUGGGUGCUCCUAAGCAGAAAUGGACACCUGAAGAGGAGGCAGCAUUAAAAGCUGGAGUCAUCAAACAUGGGCCUGGAAAAUGGCGAACAAUAUUGAAAGAUCCUGAAUUCAGUGGUGUCUUGUAUCUGCGUUCCAACGUAGAUCUCAAGGAUAAAUGGAGAAAUAUGAGUGUGAUGGCAAAUGGAUGGGGUUCUCGAGACAAGGCUAGGUUAGCUGUAAAGAGGACAUCUAGCAUUCCUAAACAGGAGGAAAGUGCUAUGGCCCAUAGUGUUGUGCCAAGUGAUGAAGAAAUUGUGGAUGUUAAGCCCGUAUCAGUUUCCAGCACUUCAGUGCAGAUUCCAACUUCGACAAAGAGAUCCAUUGUCAGGUUAGAUAACCUUAUUAUGGAAGCGAUUACAAGCUUGAAGGAGCCUGGUGGUUCAAAUAAGACAAAUAUUACUGCAUAUAUAGAGGAGCAAUAUUGGGCACCUCCUGACUUUAAGAGGCUGUUGUCAGCAAAGUUAAAGUAUUUAACAGCAUGCGGUAGACUGAUUAAGGUCAAACGCAGGUAUAGGAUUGUCCCUGCUAUGUCAUUUUCAGACAGGAGAAGGAAUCAUUCCUUGCUAUUUUCACAGGGAAGGCAAAGGGUUUCUCCUCGAUUUGAUAGGGAUAAUUUCAAUAUCCUCACAAAGUCUCAAAUCGAUUUAGAGUUAGACAGGAUGAGGACUAUGACUCCACAAGAGGCUGCUGCAGCUGCUGCUCGAGCAGUUGCAGAAGCAGAAGCUGCAAUAGAAGAAGCUGAAGAAGCAGCAAGAGAGGCAGAGGUUGCAGAAGCUGAUGCAGAGGCAGCACAAGCUUUUGCAGAAGCAGCAAUGAAGACUUUAAAAGGAAGAAAUAAUCAGAAAGUGAUGGUUCGAGCUUGAUUUGAUAAAAUGAGCAACAAGGUGUUAUGAAGCAUGACAUUUUUGUAGCAGGCACUGAGUUAUCAUCCCUAUUUGUAAAUAUGGUGAAGGCCUUUUUGGGUGCAUACAUAUAUGAUUCGUCCUUGCCAGCAGAUCCUCUUGGAAUGGUAGAUUCUGUUAACAGCCAUUCUUGCUGCUGGUUUCAAAUGCAGUGAUUCUUCCUCUUUUUGUUUUUUGUUCUCUUCUAUGGGGAAUAUUCUGGAUUGUAGUUAAUAUUUAUUCAUUUCCAAAACAUCCGCACUAGGGAUGCUGGAAAACAUAGAAAUUAGAAUGUAUAGAGGGAUAGCGACAGUUUGUCUCCAUCUGGGAUAUAUUUUUUUGUAGUUUUCUGUGUUCUAUGCAUUUUCCUACUUUUUUGGGUAGAAAUGAAUCCAUUUUAAAUGGUUUGUUCUGGAUCUUCUGGUUAUGGUUUGGGGGAACUGUUGCAGGUUAGUAUUGAAUGCUGUGCUAGUUUCUUCAUGUAAUUAUACUGAAAAUUGGAAUGGAUUUUAAAGCAAUGUUGUUUUUGGACCAACAGGUUGAACUCGAACACGUAUAAUUGAAGCAUCAUUUAUCGUGGGGCUUCAAGAUAGAAAGUUAAAAUACAUUUACAGUUGUUCCGAAGUGUUAAUUAGACCGAGUGUAUCUAUCUACUCUACAAUUCUCCUUCUUCCGGAUUCAAAAGGAAGGGCGUGGGAUGGGAUUCGAUACUUGUUAGUACUAUGAUUUACAAGUGAAAAAGGACCCAAUCCAUGAUUUUCAUUCCUGAAUUUGUACCAAUGGGCAACAGCAGUCACUGGUACUACUAGUAUUUAAUUGCGAUUUAUAAUCCCUGUUUUAACAUUUGACAUCGGUCGCGAAAUCCAGCCUUGUAAUGGCCGGAACCGACCUCGAUCUUACCGGAUUUGGCCAAAAGAAUCCCUCUUCCUUCCUACCAAAAUAAUUUUACUCUUCAUUUUCCCUCUUUCUCACGUAAUUCGGUUUUUCCUAAGAAAAGCAACAAUUUUCCAUUUCCCAAUAAAUCAGAGGUAAAUGGAGACGAUUUUAAACGACAACGAAUCCUUGCUUGCUCGGAUCCAACACUUGGAACAUGGUUCGCUUUCGCUUAAAUUUCACCUUUGUCUCCGAAAAGGGUUUUUUUCCCAAAUAAAAUUAGAAAUAAAAAAUUAUUUUGAUUUGUAGAGCGUUAAGGAUUGCGUAAAGACAUUGAACAAUUGUGUAUGCUAUCUUGUUCGAAUGCAUUUUCAAACGUAUAAUUCUUUUCCAUAUCCCAUUUUUUAAAAAUUAAUGCCCUGCUAGGACAGCUGGAUUGGAGCAGGAGAUUGAGAACUUGAAAAAGAAAUUAGCUGCUUGCAACCGGAGGAGCUUUCCGAAGCUUAUCCAAUUAAAACUCAAUGGUAGACCUACAUCGUACUGAGGCUGCAAUGAAUGUGGAACCUGAGAAGCGGGUUAAGCUUUUCCAAGGCUGUGUGGCGGCUGCUUUUGCUGAACAGAGUCAUUUGAUAAUGGAGAUUAUUCCCAUAAUUCAUUUAAGACUGGCCUCUUGUUAUACUUGUAUCUUGUAUUAUAAGUGUUUUAUGCAUGUACAUGUAAUAUAAGGUUCCAAGAUUACACAUGGCUGGCAACAGGUUGAGAAGGCUAAGGAAAAGGAGGAGCUGAUGGCUCAGAAAUUUAAUGAGUUUCAGGCAAGGAAAGCAAUGAGAUGAAACAAGGGAAUGUUUUGGCUGAAGUUGCAGACAUAAAAAUUGUUACUUAUGAAAGAGAUGGAAGACUAAGAAA